AUGGCUGCAAACACAAGCGGAGGGAUGAAGACGCACGCCGAGAGAAGAAGCGUCUGCGGUGCCGCGUGUCGCACUGGCGUCCCACACCCUGUCGAAAAGGCUAAAGCGCCCAGAAGCAGCAGUCCACUCACGGUCUAUGUGGCGCUGCCCUGCAACAUUGAGCAAGCCUUUCCAACAAUUGCAUGGGACGAUUUAGAAGACUGCACCACAAGAGAGAGCGACUCACUCGGCUCACAGGUGAAUGAAUCUGAUGGAGAUGAGCGAGACUUUGGGGAUUUUGCACUGGAUUUUAUGGCGGAUUCUUCGGUCAAUCUGGAGAGCGGCCUGUCCCCUGCAGAGCUGGUCCCCUUUCAGGGCUGCGUCAUACCCCCCCUCACCCCUCAGCAGGUCUUCUCUCCAGAGGACGGCCUCACGCUUCCCAAUUCUUCCUGCGCACAUGCCCAGGAUGGUGCACUUUGGACGGGCAUCAGCAUGUGUCAAGCCAGGAUGGAAUGUGCUAUGGAAGUUAAUCACGAGGUGCCCGACACUUUGCACAGAAGACAAAGUGACCCGUCUGAAGAGAGGAACCUUCACCUGAGGCAGCUCGCAUGCCGAGCAAAGCUUCUGGCCUCUGUCCUGGAGAAACUAAUGGCAGUCAGAGAGCCAGAAAUCAGCGAACCGGCGAGGCCUCGCGAAGGUCAAUCCAUGAGUCCCUGCAAGAGGCAGCGACUGAACGACAGAUGCGAGUCCUCCGACUCCGUGGAGGAGAUGCUGAGAGACGUCAGCACGCGCUGCAAUGCCGUGCUGCACGCCACAACCGGCGGGAGGGCGCCGCCACAGGACUCGGACACUGUCCCCAUGUAUGGGUCAUUCCCGGGCCUGCAGACCUCCAUAUGCAAGGAAAGAAGCAACGAGGUGGAAGAGGACGUGUUGUCUUUCCGCACGUCUUUGAGAGAGCACAGCAGUAUAAGGACACGUGUGUUCCCUCAAGGCCGGGCCUUCACCUCGGGCACCCGACAAGGAGGAUACCGCUUCCGCUGGGUUCCCAACCACAGUUGA
This is a messenger RNA of Phycodurus eques (leafy seadragon), 1038 nucleotides long. It is a transcript of the gene mcidas, whose product is annotated as multiciliate differentiation and DNA synthesis associated cell cycle protein. Gene Ontology annotation, cellular component: nucleus. Gene Ontology annotation, biological process: negative regulation of cell cycle; negative regulation of DNA replication. The record is from RefSeq and is a predicted model, not a curated record. Lineage: Eukaryota; Metazoa; Chordata; Actinopteri; Syngnathiformes; Syngnathidae. Bases 1 to 1038 code for a protein of 345 amino acids. The transcript is spliced from 7 exons.